GGUGGAGACAGCCGCUCAGGUGAGAGGCGCCACCUCCGCCCCCUGGAAACCAAACAGUCAUUGCUGCUGGCACACACAUGGGGAGGCAGACUACUUUCACCGCGGAGUCCCCACUGUGAUCCAGACUAUCAGAGGCACAGGAGCUGCUCUUAGGAGCCAUCGACGAAUGCCACCUAUUCGGCGCUUUCAUUUAAUGCGUCUUUAAAUAAAAGAAGAGCAAGAAACUGUGUAAAAAAGACCAAUCGCGUCAGUUAUGGAUAGGCUGCAUGAGUGGAGCUUUAAGCCCAAGAAACUUGAGCUGGAGGAGGACUUCUACUUUGACUAUGGAGCGGAGGAAAUAACAGAUUACCAGGACCCCUCUGAACUCCUGGCUGCUCUCAAACAAAAGGAGGAAGAGGUUAUUUUGGCAGCGCAGCUGGGAAACGCGUUGCUCCUGGAAAACCGUCAGCUGAAGGAGCAGAGCGAGAAGUUUCAUGAGCAGUUCACAGACAACCUGGAGGAGCUGGAGCAGGGACGUCAUGAGCUGCGACUAAAGCUGGAGGGCUGCCAGUCCCAGUGGGAAAGCCAAGUGGGAGACCUGGAGCGGGACGUGAGGGAGCUGAGCGCUCAGGUGGAGCGGCUGACCCAGGCGCUCAGCAAGGCUGAGAGGGACAAGGGUCGACUGCAGCUGGAGCACAGUGAGCAGACCCACCGCCUCAGGGAGGAGCUCAAAACUGCGAUGGAGGUGGAGAGAGCCAUGUCCAGCGAGCUGCAGGUUCUGAAACAGGAGCUCCAGCAGAAAGGAGGCCACAACAGGCCGCAGGAGGAGGAGCUGAUCAGCGCCAUGAAGGAGCAGGUGUUGAGACUCACACAGAAGGAACAGGAGCUGGAGCGGCGUUUGCAGAGGGUUUGUCAAGAAAACGCUGAGCUCAAAGCAAGUUUGACCUCUUUACAAACACGUUUGGCCCAGCAUGACCAACUUGAUCAGCAGCAGAGCCAGCAGCUUCAUGAGGCAUGGCAGGAGGUGGAGGUGGCACGGGGUCGUUCGCAGCAGCUCCAGGCUCAGGUGGAGGAACUGCAGGAGGUGUCUCUGCAAGAGAGCAGGAGCCACUUAGACGCCUCCCUGUUGUCCGAGCUGGAGGCAGCAGACUGGGGGAUCAGCAAAGAACAGAUAACCCAGGAAAUGGGCUUCAUUCUCCAGUUACUCCUUCCUCUGACCCGGGGCCUAAGCAACUCGGACGUCAUGGAUGAGCAGCAGGACCUGCGGGCCGUGCUGCACCGACUGAAGGGAGUGGCCCAAACUCUGUCACAGGCAUCCAGUAUCCAGGAGGUGAAUCUGGGCUUUGUUGACAGGAUGGCCGAUCACUGUGGGAAUCUGAGCGCAGCGCAGGAGCUGAGGGAUCAGAAUGCCCAGCUGCAGCAGGAGAAUGCGGAGUUGUUGCUGAAGCUGCAGAGCAUACAGGAUCAAAAAGACUUCGUCAAGCAGGCCAUCAGAGACCGGGAUGAAGCUAUUGCCAAGAAAAACUUGAUGGAGGCUGAAUUGGUGCGAAGCAAAAGCGACAUGAUGUGUUUGAACAAUCAGUUAUUAGAAGCUAUCCAACGUAAACUGGAGCUGUCCCAGGAGCUGGAGGCCUGGCAGGAUGACAUCCAGAUCGUCAUCAACCAGCAGCUGCAGUCGCAGCAGCAGACGGAACAGCCCCAGAAGAAGCCCACCUCCAACGGCCUGUCUUUCUUCCGACGACACAGCAGGACAGCCACCACCUGGACCCGCCAGCUCUCCUCCUCCUCCUCUUGGAGUUCAGACAGUAAUCCGGACAAAGUCCAGUCCCCCUGGAGAGACUGGCUAAGACCGGGGAAAGGGGCACACUAUGGAAAAUAAUGUACCACAGUGCACCACAGACUGCUGAUAAGGGAACAUGAAGUAAAGAGAGCAGAUCAAGUCACAAGUAAGAAAAAAAAAAAAAAGAAGAGCCAAUACGUCCAAGGGAUGAAGGACAUGAACAAAGACUUUCCUAACAGACACUUGUACUGCCACACAUUUCAGUGAAGGCUGAGCCUCCUUCAGAUUUAAACUGUGAUAAUGCAGAAAACUGCAAUCAGAUUGUAAAUAUUGUUCCUUAUUUUGUUUAUUAUACUAAGGCUGUAAAAUAAUGACAUGAUGCUUGUAAUUCAGUGGAAGGUAUUUUACGUUAUUUAACUUGACAACCAAACACUUAAUUUUCAGCUACACUGAAUUUAUUUAAGUUGGAUGUAAAAGUUUGUGCUUUAUGUUGGUUGUGCUCCAAAGUUGUUUUUUCAGAAAUGUACAGUAAUGUAUUUUUAAUAAUUUGUGCUUUUUUGUUUUGUCAAAAAGUACCUUUUUUUUUCUAAAUGUUUACUUGGUAUGUGUUGAUAUGUUGCUGAUUUAUGCAUAUUUACACUGACUGUUCAUUUUUGAAGUUGCUCAGUCAUAAACUGUUGUUUCCUAACA
Molecule: messenger RNA, 2449 nt
Organism: Girardinichthys multiradiatus
Lineage: Eukaryota; Metazoa; Chordata; Actinopteri; Cyprinodontiformes; Goodeidae
Product: BICD family-like cargo adapter 1
Exons: 10
Coding region: 254-1858 (534 amino acids)
Biological process (GO): Golgi to secretory granule transport; vesicle transport along microtubule
Source: RefSeq, a predicted model, not a curated record